UUUCUACCUUUCCAUGCUCAAUGUUCUUCAAAGUGUAGCUGGUAUGGACAUAAUGUGAUGCUCCAUCCACCAACUCUUUAUAGUGACUAAGCCAGCUCCAGUGCUCCAGUUUUGAUCUGACCAAGUCACCCUACCCUUAGUGGUUGGCAUAGUGAAAAGAGAAGAAUAUUUGUAAAAGUGGUGAUGUACUUUGUGUGUUCUUGGAUAAAAAAUAAGGAGAAACAACAUAGAGGAUGGUGAGAAAAAUAAGGAUUGAGAUUUUAAUUUAGUCCACCGAGUAAGGUUGACUGGAAUUUACAUGAAUUUUUUACUAAAUCAUAGUCAGACACAAUGUAGGAACCAACACAGAGGCAUGGGUUCACACCGUGGACCCUAAAGUACAUUUUUCCUAUUUUGUAAUCCUUCAAAAAUUUUCUCAUAGUCAUGGUGUGAGGUUCAUGCGGGGUAAUAGGUCUGUGUUGCAUAGCCUUUGAUAGUUUGAUAUUUAUGGAGGAGAAAACCCCUAGAUUUGUGAAAGGAAUCCAUCCCUUUGAGGAAGGACGUAUAAAGAAAAUUGAUUUAUUGCAAUACUGUCGGCCAUCUCUUUUUAGAAAGGUUCGAAGAAAGAUAGAAGAUGAUGAAGAAAAGGAGACCACGUUGAUGACCUCAACCCAUCGUCCAACUCACAACAGCAACAUGGGGGAUACGACUCUGACAAAGGUGUUUGUGGGAGGGUUGGCAUGGGAAACAACCAAGGAAGCCAUGAGAGAGCACUUUGACAAGUAUGGUGACAUCUUGGAAGCUGUCAUCAUCUCCGACAAGCUCACCGGCAGAUCCAAGGGCUAUGGCUUUGUGACCUUUAAGGACGCAGAAUCAGCCAAAAAAGCAUGCGAGGACGCCACCCCCAUUAUCAACGGUCGCCGAGCCAACUGUAAUCUGGCGUCCCUCGGCGCACGUCGUUCCAGGCCCUCUCCCUCCAUCACCCCCCCUCCUCCUCCUCCUCAACAAGGACCGAAUGUGGUAGGACCAAGGACCAGUUCAGCAUCACCUGCAAGUCACGUGCAGUGGUAUUAUCCUGCUGGGGCACCCCAAGCUGCAGCUCCGGCUUCACCCUUUCACCAUCAGCACCAUCAUCAGCCUCUUCCUUUCUAUGGGUAUUCUCCAGCUUAUAUUGCCACAGACAUGAAUUACAAUCAUAAACUAAGCUACAAUGGUGGGGGCUACAUGAAUGGGCAUUUCUCUCAAGUGUAUCCAAGUCAAGCAAUGAUGGGUGGCAACACAUUGAUGCCAAUGUACCCAUACUAUCACUUCCAUCAUCAGUCACAGACAAUGGGCCUUCCAGCCCAUAUGUACUCUCCAGCAGCUGCUGGCCCAAUGAAUGCAGUUCCGGCCCUUAUGUCAAAGCCUACAUCAAUUCCUCCUACUGCGGUUUGUUUGGCUGUGGAAUAGGUACAAUUGUGAUCAAUAGGGUGAUGACAAAGAGCAAUUAGAAGAAAUGUGGUGAUUGGAUCAAAUAACAAACGAGGAUGAGAGACUGCUCAGGACAAUGCUAUUAUUAGAGAUAUUCUGUAGUGGCUCUUCUAAUUAAUUUCCAAUUUCAUUUAUUUUUUUCUUUGUAAUUUUUCCAAGCAAGCAAAAAAAAAAUUAUUAUUGUCAAUCUGGGUGAUAGUUAGAUUUAUUCAUUUCCUGUC
Solanum dulcamara is the source of this 1670-nucleotide messenger RNA. RefSeq names its product probable RNA-binding protein ARP1. The record is from RefSeq and is a predicted model, not a curated record. Lineage: Eukaryota; Viridiplantae; Streptophyta; Magnoliopsida; Solanales; Solanaceae. The transcript is spliced from 8 exons. Gene Ontology annotation, molecular function: RNA binding. Bases 487 to 1428 code for a protein of 313 amino acids.